AACAAAAAAAAAAAAAAAAAAGAAAGAAAAAGAAAUUCAGUGACUUCUGAAAGUCAAGAAAUCUUUGUGACUCUCACAAGAACCAUAAGCGGUAUUUUAACGCAGCUUCCCAUAUUUACAGGAAGAUUAUGUCUUCUUUUUCCAAAGAGCUGAGACAGAAAUAUAAUGUUCGGUCCAUGCCCAUCUGAAAGGAUGAAGAAGCUCAGUUUGCACAAGGACACUAUAGAGGUCAGCAAAUUAGCAAAGUAGUCCAAGUUUAUGGGAAGAAAUACGUUGUCUGCACUGGACAUAUGCAGCGGGAGAAGGCUGGCCAUUUGCCCCAGCAGGGCUCUUAACCCUGAACAAAGACUGAGAUCCUUGAGCCAAAAGCUAAAUCUCACCAAGUAGGAACAGAAAAGGCCAAAUACAAGGAAAAUGCAAUUGGGAAGAUGUAGGAAUAAAGUAAUCUUACAUACAUCUUUCAUUAAAAAACUGCUGCAAUGAACAGGAAAAAAAGUCAUAAGAGAGAAUCAAGCCAAAACAUUAGCUAUGAAAAAUUUAAGAUUUAAAAAAUAAAAGACAUAAUAGAUGGCCUGAAUAUCAGGAUGGAUACAACUGAAGAAUUUGCGAGUAGAUAGGAUGAUCAGAUUGAGAAUUAUCCCCAAAAGCAACAGGGAAAGAAACAGAGACAACACAUAGAAAAGAGAAGCUGAGAGAGGCCAGGCGCAGUGGCUCACGCCUGUAAUCCCAGCACUUGGGGAGGCUGAGGCAGGCAGAUCAUUUGAGAUCAGGAGUUUGAUACCAGCCUGGCCAAUAUGGUGAAACCCCAUCACUACUAAAAAUACAAAAAUUAGCUCGGUGUGGUGGUGGGCGCCUGUAAUUCCAGCUACUCGGGAGGCUGAGGCAAGAGAAGAAUCACUUGAACCCGGGAGACUGGAGGUUGCAGUGACCUGAAAUCACGCCACUGCACUCCAGCCUGGGCAACAGAGUGAGAUUCUGUCUCAAAAAAAAAAAAAAAAAAACAAAAAAAAACCUGAGAGAGAUGGAGAGUAUACGUAUGAUUCCCAAAAGGAAAGAAAAAUAAAAGUGGAGAUGAGGAAAUAAAUAAUUGACGAAAUAAUGGAGAUUUAAAUGUUCCAAAAAUGUUUUUUAAAUGAGUACAGAUUGAAAGAGCUCAUAGAGUAACCAACAGUAGAAAAGAAUAAGGAAAAAUUCACACAUAGGUAUCAGGGGGAAAUUAAGAAUAUGAAAGACCAGGAAGAAGAGCAGGGAGAAAUAACAGAUGGCGUACAGAGGAACAAGAACUGGGUUGGCAUUAUUCUUCUCAACAGCAAUACCCGAUAAAGUCAAAGAAGUGAUGUCACUAGUAAUUUAAAAAAAAGAACUCUUUCAAUCCAGAAUUUUAAAGCCAGCCAAUUUGUCAUUCAAACAUGAGGUCAUAAUAAAAAUAUUCUUAGGCAAAUAAAGCCUCAGAAGGUGGAAUACACAAAGACCCACAUUGAAAAUACUCUUGCAGGAAAUAAAUAAUGAAAGAAAUGUUCAGGAGAUCCUGCAAGAACUGUGGGAAGUCAGGCUUCAGUGCAAGAAAUAGAAGCAGUAUUUGGCAUUUUAGGCAGGAGGGGAUUUUAUACACCUUUUUUUUUUUUUUUAAUGUAGGAAAGGCUAGAGGCUCCCAAAAUACUGCAAAACUGGCCAGACUGGGGAGCUACAGCAUCUGCCAUAACCAGGAAAGUGGAGGAAUCUCAAGGCUGCCCUGGAGGUUGAAACUGAACUUGACAGGGAACUGUUGAAUUCAAGGACACAUACAUCCUGGAUCCAGGGACCUGGAAGCUGAUACACUGUAACUGCCCAGAUAUUGGAACCCAGAGUCUGGGUACCAAUGUCACUGCAACACUUGUUCUCUUUUCAACAAGGAGAGAGAUCGAGAUGACCACAGCCACCCCUCUGGGGGAUACCACCUUCUUCUCACUGAACAUGACCACCAGGGGAGAAGACUUCCUGUAUAAGAGUUCUGGAGCCAUUGUUGCUGCCGUUGUGGUGGUUGUCAUCAUCAUCUUCACCGUGGUUCUGAUCCUGCUGAAGAUGUACAACAGGAAAAUGAGGACGAGGCGGGAACUAGAGCCCAAGGGCCCCAAGCCAACCGCCCCUUCUGCCGUGGGCCCAAACAGCAACGGCAGCCAACACCCAGCAACUGUGACCUUCAGUCCUGUUGACGUCCAGGUGGAGACGCGAUGACCUCUACCCUGGCGCUAUCUCCACCACUGUCCAAAGAGCCUCUCCAGAGUCAAGACCCAGAGGCACACUCUCUGGCAGCUUCACAAUGAGCUUCUUCUGGUCAGGUCGACAGAGACAUCUUUGACGCAAUCUCUGAUGCUUCCAGCAAUCCUCAACCUUGUCUGCCCUGCCCUACCCCAACUGUGUCCACAUCCCUGCCGCCACCCCACCAAAAAGCUGCAGAACAUUCUUUUGUCAUCUGAUGAGGUAGAGCUAUGUUGGGAAUCCACCAAUGUGGGCUUGGCUUUCCCCCACACUGUAGUUAGACAGAUAGACAGAUAGCCCAGGAGCCAGGUGUCAGGGAGCACUGCUGAGAGUAUCACAAUAGGAUCUGUCACGGGGUUCAUAUCAGAUGAAGCGCCGUAUCCACUGCUUCACAGAGCAAAACAUUCAAUCCCAUAACCAGGCACAGGGGAACUAACUUGGACUAACUAACCAGAAAACCUUGUUAACGUAUAACUUGUUCCAGUACUACAUCUCUGCCUGCUGGCUCAUGACAAUUGCUCAGCACAUUUUCCCCUCUUGAAGAAAGGUUGCAAGAAGAACUAAAUUAUCCUCAAAAGAUUUCUGCUUCAUUAGUAAAGAGUCAGUGAUGGAAUAGGGUGACUCUGCAGAAUAGUGGCCUCUAGGGUAGGAGCUUGUUGUGUUGUCCGUGGGCCUGGAAUGAUCCUGGUGGCUGAUCAGGGUCCUUCUCCCACUCUGGGCUGUAUCAACCCUGACGGUCUUGGUCUUUGGCUCCCCUUUAUCUGGAUUCUGAGCACGCUGACUGUCCUGUUAAUGCCUUCCCUCCAAGGACCAGUAUUUGGAGAUUAAUUAGAUUACAACUCUAUCUAUGUUACCUUUGUCCUUCCUGGUCACCUUGCAGAUUCAAGACAUGUUCAAAGCAACACAUUCACAACCCAUUUCUAUUCUAUAGCAACCUCGUCUGUGACUCCUUAGCCUGGAGAACAAUCUACCAAGAAGAGAAAGUAUCUGGAAUUAAGAAGUCCUACCAUCCAAGCCCUACUUCCUGGUUGUGUGGCCUUGGAAAAGUGACUCAACCUCUUUAUAUUCAGUUUCCUAACCAUGAAGUGGAAAUGAUAACACCUGCCUCAUUGGGGCACUAUAACAAGUGAAGGACUUAGGAAAACAUCUGGAGUAUAGCGCCUGGCACCCAGGAGAUGCUUAAUAAAUGGGAACCAGGAUUCUUUUUCUUUUCUUUUUUCUUUUCUUUUUUUUUUUUUUUUGAGACAGAGCCUCAAUCUGUCACCUGGGCUGGAGUGCAGUGGCACGCUCACAGCUCGCUGCAGCCUUGAACUCCUGGGCUCAAGGGAUGCUCCCUCCUCAGCCUCCAGAGUAGCUGGGACUACAGGUAUGUGUCACCUCACCAGGCUAAUUUUUUUAUUUUUUAUUUUUGUAGAGAUGGGGUCUCGCUGUGUUGCCCAGGCUGGUCUUGAACCCCUGGCCUCAAGUGAUCCUUCUGCUUUGGCCUCCCAAAGUGCUGGGAUUACAGGCAUGGACUAUGGUGCCCAGCCUAGGAGCCAACAUUAUUAUUAUUAUAGGCUUUUUUUUCAAUUGCAAGAUAGACAUUUCUUCACAUUUUAAUGAUUCUGAAAUCAGAACAUAUCUUGCAAUUGAUGGGUUCAUUAAUAUAAUUGUAGUUCUUUACUUCCUCUCAAAAACUUGUGAUCUUAUAAUUGAUGGCAUCUUGGAAACAAGGUAAUAAAUCUCUAUUCUGUUAAAGAAAGUGACACACUUUGACAUUUAACCUCAAAUUUUAGGAGUCUCUCCCUCUUGGGGUCAGAAAUCCCUUCUGAGGCCAGGUGUCGUGGCUCAUGCCUGUAAUCCCAGCACUUUGGGAGGCUGAGGCAGGCGGGUCACUUGAGGUCAGGAGUUUGAGACCAGCCUGGCCAACAUGGCAAAACCCUGUCUCUACUAAUAAUACAAAAUUUAGCUGGGCAUGGUGGCAUGCACCUGUAAUCCCACUACUAGGGAGGCUGUGGCAUGAGAAUCACUUGAACCUGGAAGGCAGAGGUUGCAGUGAGCCAAGAUCGUGCCACUGCACUCCAGCCUGGGCAACAGAGUGAAACUGCAUCUCAAAAAAAGAAAAAUCCAUUAUGAGGGGAAAUCAAGAGUCAGGGAGGUAAGAGGUCUUACCCAGGGUCACACAGCUCAUGAUAUCCCACUGUAAAAAUACUCUGUGGAAUAGCUCUGGAGAAAUACUGGCACAUUCUUCCUCUCUGGUCAUUAUUUCUUCCUACUGUGUUUAAAUAUCCACCAAGUGUCAAGGACUUUGUAAGAUGCUUUCACAUAAAUUAUCUCAUAGGAUUAAAUUUUCCCAAAAACCUGGGGAGGAAUUAUUUUUUCCAAAACAGAUGAUAAUUUCUGAUUCAAAGAGAAAGAAAACAAAGUACUUUUCCAAAGUCACACAGCUAGUAAGUCACAAAGACAAGACUCAAAACCAGGUCUCUUGACUCCAAAGUCUGUCUUUUUUGUGAAGUCACACUCCUCUGCUGGCCCAGCUCAAAGCAGCACAGAUUCUUUAUGGGCUGAACAAGGGGAGUACGGGUUUGUCCAUGUGUUUGAGUAGAGAUCAGGGUUCUGGCUUCCAGGCUGAAGGUGAGGGAAAAGCCACUUCUAACUCCUUUGGGCAUCCAUGCUCACGGCCAAAAGAGCCCCUUCUCAACACAUCCAAGUGCUAAGGAUUCCUGCUUCAUUCAAGCUACUACUUAGGCCCAAGGAGCAAGGGGUAGAAUGGCAUCUAACCAGAGCAAAGCCAUUUCUUUGAGGGCUCAAGCCAUAAACAAAUAUGCUCCCCUAAACAUAUUCGGCUUGAAAAAGUUGUUUUGGGGCAGCUGUGGUGGUGCACCCCUGUAAUCCCAGCCCUUUGGGAGUCAGAGGCAGUCAGUCACUUGAGCCCAGGAGUUCAAGACUAGCCUGGGCAACACGGCGAAACCUCGUCUCUACAAAAAAUACAAAAAUUAACCAAGCGUGGUAGUGCACGCCUGUAUUCCCAGCUACUUGGGAGGCUGAGGUAGGAGGAUGGCUUGAGCCUGGGAGGCAGAGGUUGCAGUGAGCUGAGAUCGCGCCACUGCACUCCAGCCGGGGUGACAGAGCCAGACCCUGUCUCAAAGCAUAUUUCAACCCUAAAACUAGACUCUUCUGCCCACAGUGCAGUCUUCUAAGGGUUACCCUCUGGUAUAUGUUCUUUUGCUAAAUGAAGGCUUGGAGUUGGAGGGAAGAAGGGGAGAUGGAGUGGUGAGGGCGAGUCAAAUAAAAGGAUUUGAGUGUCUCGUUUUUGACUAAUGAAGAUGAUUCAAUAAACAUCCUGUAAGAAGGGUUCCUAUGUGCAAGUUGAGGUGCUACUAAGUACAUUAAGACACAAUUGCUGCUCUCAAGGAGUUAGCAGCUGGUCUCAUGCAGGGAUCUCACCACGUGGUUAUGUAUUUUGUUUCUGAUGAGGUGCCUUUCUUAGCAGAUGCUGCCUUAUUUGGCCACUGAAACAAUCAAAGCUAAUAAAUGCUUAAAGAAAAAUAUCUGACAAUAAAAAGGUUUAAAUCAAA
Molecule: messenger RNA, 5795 nt
Organism: Homo sapiens (human)
Lineage: Eukaryota; Metazoa; Chordata; Mammalia; Primates; Hominidae
Gene: NCMAP
Product: non-compact myelin associated protein
Exons: 4
Coding region: 1906-2214 (102 amino acids)
Biological process (GO): regulation of myelination
Cellular component (GO): plasma membrane; Schmidt-Lanterman incisure; paranode region of axon
Molecular function (GO): structural constituent of myelin sheath
Source: RefSeq, a predicted model, not a curated record